AUGUCAGACUGUGCAUCAUGUCAGACUGUGCAUCACGUCAGUCUGUGCAUCAUGUCAAACUGUGCAUCAUGUCAGACUGUGCAUCAUGUCAGACUGUGCAUCACGUCAGUCUGUGCAUCACGUCAGACUGUGCAUUAUGUCAGUCUGUGCAUCAUGUCAGACUGUGCAUCACGUCAGACUGUGCAUCAUCUCAGACUGUGCAUCAUGUCAAACUGUGCAUCAUGUCAGACUGUGCAUCAUGUCAGACUGUGCAUCAUGUCAGACUAUGCAUCAUGUCAGACUGUGCAUUAUGUCAGAAUGUGCAUCAUGUCAGACUGUGCAUCAUGUCAGUCUGUGCAUCAUGUCAGACUGUGCAUCACGUCAGACUGUGCAUUAUGUCAGUCUGUGCAUCAUGUCAAACUGUGCAUCAUGUCAGACUGUGCAUCAUGUCAGUCUGUGCAUCAUGUCAGUCUGUGCAUCACGUCAGACUGUGCAUUAUGUCAGUCUGUGCAUCAUGUCAGACUGUGCAUCACGUCAGACUGUGCAUCAUCUCAGACUGUGCAUCAUGUCAAACUGUGCAUCAUGUCAGACUGUGCAUCAUGUCAGACUGUGCAUCAUGUCAGACUAUGCAUCAUGUCAGACUGUGCAUUAUGUCAGUCUGUGCAUCAUGUCAGACUGUGCAUCACGUCAGACUGUGCAUCAUCUCAGACUGUGCAUCAUGUCAAACUGUGCAUCAUGUCAGACUGUGCAUCAUGUCAGACUGUGUAUCAUGUCAGACCCAACACGCCUACGUAA
Messenger RNA from Homalodisca vitripennis (glassy-winged sharpshooter), 774 nucleotides. RefSeq lists its product as uncharacterized. NCBI's taxonomy places the organism in Eukaryota, Metazoa, Arthropoda, Insecta, Hemiptera, Cicadellidae. Bases 1 to 774 code for a protein of 257 amino acids. The transcript has a single exon. The record is from RefSeq and is a predicted model, not a curated record.